AUUAUAUCAAUAUGAUUUUUUACUUGAGAAUAGUAAAAACCAUUCUUCUACUUCGGAAGAUAUCUAGACAAUCAUUUCGAAAACCGAAGUAUUUUCUGUUGACUUUUAAAUCAUUUAUUGAACUGCAUAGUAUUGAGCAGGUAAAAUAGAGUACAUCUUGAUGUUCUGACAUAAUUUCGAUGGAUCUUGACUGGAUUAUGAAUUUUUUAAUUAUACUCAAAAAUAGGCAAAAAUGCGGUUUUUCACCUAAUAUAGGAUUUCACUAGGUUAUGGGAGGUUUCCUGAAAAACAAAUAUUGCCACGAGAUUCAACGUGGUUGAUUACCUAUGUUUCCAUUAUUUUCGAAAUUACGACACCUAAAACAACCUUGGUCCUGGGACUCUCAGGAAAUCCGAUGCCACGCCUGAACCGGGGAAACUUAAGAGUUCGCUUGGUUCGCAUUUCGGAGAGGACACUUUGGACUAUCUAUCUAUGGAAAAAACUUACAGAUUACUAGCUCAGUUUUCGGAGAUCCGAACUGGUUUUCUAAAGAUCUCCUAGAAAACCGAUCUUCCAAAUGGUUUCGGAAAAGGAUUUUGCUUAUGAAAACAUAGAUUGAACUGUCUUCUUUCGAUUGUUGGAAAUCGCAAGUCUCUGUCUCUUAUUGUUUCAGAGUUAUUCGAAAAACAACCGACUGCAUUGAAUUUUGGCACCGGUAUUAGUAAUCUAAAUGACAACUAGUCGUAUAUCGUACGAUUACAGACGAAAUGUAUCUGGAUUUUCUCCGUAGGUGUUUUUUGCUUGAGCUUAAAUAUCGUUAUACCUUGUUUUUAGAUCAAAUAUUUAUUAAAUGUGCGCGUCAACGAACUGCAAGCGCUGGAAGCAGAACAUAAAGAUGAUGGUGUUCAAAUUUUAUCAAAUAUUGAACAUUCAUCUAUCUUAGCACCUGUUAGUAUUUAUGAACAACAUUUAAAACAACGUCUGCUAGAAUAUGCACGAACAUCUGAAUUGGAAUUUGAUAUCAGAGAACCAUUGGGAUUUAGUGUACUGAUUCAAAAUCAAGAAUAUUUAUUAACUGACAUAGCAAAUAGAUACUCAUGCUAUAUCGAAACAAAAAUUGAAACACAAAAAAUACCCAUUGCAAUACCAAAAGCAAAUGUUGAAGAAUUAGCACCGAGUGCAGAAACGAAUGAUAAUAUUCAAUUGUCAGAUCUACUUUCUCCAGGCGCACUUGUACCUGAAUCAAUAACGACAGCAACAAGAAGUAGUCUAAAGGAAGCUAAUGGUACUAUUGAUAUACGUUUUGGAGAUUUAACAACAGAAACGGUUGAUGUGAUUGUUCUCUGUCGAUCAUCAACGAAAUUGUGUGAUGCAGUUGUCAAUGUUGCUGGUAACCAGGUAUUAAACGAAUAUCAAGCAAUUGCAGCAGCGUCAUCGAAACAAAUUGCAAUAUCAGCUGGUUCAUUAAAAUGUAAAAUGAUACUUUUUCAAUCUUGGCAACCAUGCAACAAUGAUGCUCUAUUAAGAAAAUCGAUAUCUGAUUUUGUAUCAGAUGCCAUUCAAUAUGUAUCCAAUAAGAAUUAUUCAAGUAUUUCAUUUCCAGCAUUGGGAUGUGGUAAUUUUGGUUGUUCUGCAAAUGUAGUUGCUGAUACAAUGAUAAACGAAACAAAAUCUCAAUUAAGAAAUUUAAAGAAAAAUAUUACAAUAUCAUUUGUAUUAUUAGCACAACAAAAACAUGUGUACGAGGAAUUUUGCAAUCAAUUAAAUCCAAAAACGGUCGAUAAUAAUAAGAGUGAUUUCAUUAGUCGUGCAGCAAGAGCAAUCACUGGAUAUUUUUCAACAAAUACAGAAGAGAAUGCCGUCUCAAGCAAUGAAUCUGCGAACGUAGAAUAUUUUGACCGAGAAAUCGUACAAAUAACUCUAACAACAUCGGCAGAAAAUGACGAUACAUUGUCAAAAUGUCGUCAAUCAAUUGAGGAGCAAAGUAAAUCUUGUACAUUGAAAAAAGAGUGGAAAGAUAAACAAGACAUGAGACAUUGGACACAAAAAACAAUUAAUAAAUAUUAUAAUUAUUGUCUGGAACGAAAAAUAUUACCACAGUUAGAUAUCAUAAAAGGUCAUUUACAACUAAAUGGUUUAAAAGAAUCCGUAUUAGAGGCAGAAAAAUAUUUUUAUCAAUUAUCAACUGAUACAUAUCGGCAAGAACGAGUUCAGACCAUAUCACAAGGUAUUAUUUGGUCAUAUGAAGUAUCAAAUGAUAUAUGGAAAAAGUAUUCAUUUAGAAUAAAUGCAGAAAUUGAAGAUGCUUACCAACGUAGAGUACCAUCGAUCGAUAUAAUCGAUGAAGAAUUAAAUAGAUGUCAAGUAUGUGUGGACAAAAGAAUGCAUCAAGAGUUCGGAAAACAAGUUCGUCAAAUAAGACGAAAAGAAGUUAAUCAAAUAUUGCCCGACCACUGGUCUCCUAAACAUGCUGAUACAAAAUGUAUUCCAUUACCUAAUACGUCAAACGAAUAUAAAGAUGUUGUUGAUAAAUUUAAUGCUACAAUGACAGGUCAAUAUGGUAAAAUCAUUAAAAUUGAACGAAUAGAAAAUGAACGUUGGUAUAUACAAUAUGCAGCACAUCGUGACGAAUCUAAGCGAAAAUAUAAAAAUGCUGACUGUGAAAAAACAUUAUUUCAUGGAUUACCAGAUGAUAAAACAACUUUUAUUAUUAAUGAAUGUUUCAAUCGAUCUUUUGCCGGCGUGAAUGGAGUGGUAUACGGUGUUGGUGUUUAUUUUGCUACAAAUGCUUUAUAUAGUAAUAAUUAUGCUGUACCAAACAAAUUGUCGGGUGAACGAUGUAUGUUCGUUGCCAAGGUGUUGAUAGGGAAAGCAAUACUUGGAAAUUCAAGCAUGAAAACACCACCAGUCGGACAUGAUUCAACAACUGAUAACAAGAAUGAAAUUUUUGUUACUUAUCACGAUGCACAAGCUUAUGCUGAAUAUUUAAUUACAUACAAAUAA
Messenger RNA from Didymodactylos carnosus, 2982 nucleotides. The record is from the annotation of a GenBank genome assembly. Lineage: Eukaryota; Metazoa; Rotifera; Eurotatoria; Philodinida; Philodinidae.